AUGGCUUCCAAAGGUCAGUUUUUAAAAGAUCAGAUGGAUUUGAGUCUUCAACAUUUGUAUGAAUUGAAAUUUUAUCUGAAUUUUAGAUUACAACAUCGGGAAAAAAUUGCAAACAUAGAAAACUAUGAACUAAAAUUUGAAAAAUUAGCGAAUAAAGCAGCAAAACUCCUUUCUUUUCUAAAGAAAACCCCAAUUUCAAAAAUAAAAGAUUCGGAACUGCAACGAACACAGAAACGUAUUAAUAGACAAAUUUCUGUCUGGCAGAACAAUGAACAUAAUGAUGAACAACCAGAUAGAACACAAGCACGUUUCUUCUUUCGAAAGAACACCCUCGUAACCAAGAUGAAAGAUUUUUCUGAAAUCUUUACAAUGUUUGUUCUUCAUCCAAAUUUCCAAUUCAACAAACAGAAUUUAAUAAAGUUUUUAAGAGAAGUCCAAAUCACCGAGAGGGGAAAAAGACGCGUACAAACUGAGCACUUGUUUGAAUCGAAAUAUCAAGCUGAGUCCCAUGGAUGUGUGAAUGUGGGCACCGCUAGACGUGGAUAUCAUCUGUCCUGUUCUACAACAGACCAGGUGGCUGUCAGUGAUGGAGUCAAUCUCCUCUUGACAAAUCUUAAAGGUCACACGUUAUAUCAUCUGACAGACAUAAAGAAGAGUAGUGGUGGUGUACAUACAAUGAACUCUGCAAAUGAUCUACUUUAUAUUGACACCAAUUUUAAUAUCAGUAAACUAUCAUCUUACACAAAAGCAAAAAUUAUACUAAUAGAGAAAACAGAACCAUGUGAACCACUUUGUGUUUAUUAUUCUCCCACGGAAGAUCUGUUAGUAGGAACGGGAAUAUAUGAUGCAAGUAAAGAUCAAUAUUCAGACGCUAAAAUAAUUCGAUACAACAGUAAAGGACGACGUGUCCAGACCAUUCAGCAUAAUAGUGCAGGUCAGGAACUGUACAGUAAACCUAGAUACAUCACAGAGAACCGUAAUGGAGAUGUUAUUGUGUCUGACAACCACCGUGAUGUGGUGGUGACUGAUCAAAGAGGCAAAUAUCGUUUCUCCUACUCAGGACCUCCACCAGGACCACGAUUAUAUCCUUAUGGAGUCUGUACAGACGCACUGUCACACAUCCUGGUGUGUGAUGGUACGACUUACUCGGUACAGAUGAUUGAUAAGGAUGGCCACUUCCUGUCACGGCUACUGACGAAAGGAGACGGGGUCCACAAUCCACAUAGUCUAGUUUACGACUUUAGAAAUCACCUGCUGUUAGUUGGAUCUUCCACCAACAACAAAGUGAACGUAUACAAGUAUAUAAAACUUCAGAGUUACCUUACAUGUGAUGAUAUUUAG
This is a messenger RNA of Saccostrea echinata, 1341 nucleotides long. RefSeq lists its product as uncharacterized. The transcript has a single exon. Bases 1 to 1341 code for a protein of 446 amino acids. Gene Ontology annotation, molecular function: ubiquitin protein ligase activity. Gene Ontology annotation, biological process: protein polyubiquitination; proteasome-mediated ubiquitin-dependent protein catabolic process. Lineage: Eukaryota; Metazoa; Mollusca; Bivalvia; Ostreida; Ostreidae. The record is from RefSeq and is a predicted model, not a curated record.